UGUUUCUAGUCAUAGGGUUUUGGGGUUUUAAAACAUGUCUCUUCACUUCUCACUGCUCAGAUUAUCUCAACCCCAUUUUCUUUGACCUUACCCUCUAACUCCCUUUCUUCGUGUUGCUGCUGUUCGCAUACUGUCUCACCCCUCUACCGGUUCUCCCUCCACUCUUCCGUUUCCAUUCAUUUGCUUGCUGGUGACUGCUUGGAUUUUUCGUAUCAAGUGAAAAGAGGAUAAGGUGAAUGCAAUAUUGUCUGUGCGGAUUUUAUCAAAGAUGGGAUAUAUAGCCUCUAUGCAAAAUAAUAUUUUAAGCAUCCAUCCUACAAAUGGUCUGCGAGGUUGUAACAGGCAAGGGAGUACUUCUGGUGCUGGCUCUAAUCAUAGUUUAAGGAAAAAAUCAUCUACCCUGCCCCAAAUUUCUUCUAAUGAUUGCUUUUCUACAAAUAAAUCUUGUUUGGCUCAGAGAAGAUUGCAGUGUAGAAGUUUUCAAGGAAGUGCUGUAAUUGAUAGAGUUAAUGAAGUUGACCAUGAAGAUUGGGGACUUGAAAGUUUUGAAAGGAGAGAAUCUGGGGAACUGGUAGAUCCUGGCAAGCCUGUGAAGCCUCCACCGUUUGUCAGAAAUGAUGGGUUCACCAACAACAAAAUUCUUCAGAAUCUCUGCACUCGGGGAAGGUUAAUGGCUGCAGCAAGGUUGAUUGAGAUUAUGGCACGUAAAAGUCAAAUACCCCAUUUCCCAUCUUGCACAAAUUUGAUUCGAGGCCUUAUCAAGAUCGGUCAGAUAGAUAAAGGUUGCAAAAUCAUUAACAUAAUGGUCAUGUCUGGGGGUGUUCCUGAUGUUAUUACGUGCAACAUGGUUAUUGGUGGCCUGUGUAAAAGAGGGUAUUUAAAAUCUGCUGUUGAUUUGGUAGAAGAUAUGAGCUUGAGUGGUUGCUCCCCAGAUGCGAUUACUUACAAUACAAUAAUUCGCGGCAUGUUUGAUAAGGGAAAUUUCAAUGAGGCUGUUAGUUUCUGGAAGGACCAAUUGAGAAAAGGGUGCCCUCCUUAUUUGAUUACCUAUACAGUUCUAAUUGAGCUGGUUUGCAGAUAUUGUGGGGCUAUUCGAGCGCUGGAAGUACUAGAAGAUAUGGCAAUGGAAGGUUGCUAUCCUGAUAUCAUUACGUACAACUCUCUUGUAAGUUUUACUGCUAAACAAGGAGUAUAUGAGGAGACUUAUUUGGUUAUAUCGAAUCUUCUAUCCCGUGGGAUGCAACCGAAUGCUGUAACAUACAAUACUCUUAUCCACUCCCUUAGUAGCCAUGGUUAUUGGGAUGGAGUUGAUGAUGUUCUGGAAAUUAUGAAUGAGACUUCCAGUCCUCCAACGCGUGUUACUUACAAUAUUAUGCUAAAUGGUUUAUGUAAGUCUGGACUUCUAGACCGUGCCAUAAGCUUGUACAGCACAAUGGUUUCUGAGAGCUGUUUUCCGGACAUUGUCACUUACAAUACUCUUCUAAGUGGGUUAUGUAAAGAGGGGUUUGUAGAUGAGGGCAUCCAGUUACUUUACUUGUUGACAGGUACUAAUUGUUCUCCUGGGUUGGUCACCUAUAAUAUUGCAAUUGAUGGGUUGGCUAGAAUGGGAUCCAUGGAGUCAGCAAAAGAAUUGUAUAGUGAAAUGAUAGGAAAAGGAAUUGUUCCUGAUGAAAUUACCCACAGUAGUUUGGCCUGGGGUUUUUGUGGGGUGGACCAACUUGAGGAAGCUAUGGAGCUAUUAAAGGAGAUGCAUAAGAAAGAUGAAAAGAUUAAACAUACUGCUUACAGAUGUGUAAUUUUAGGAUUAUGUAAACAAAGGAAGGUUGAUAUUGCAAUUCAAGCUCUAGAUUUGAUGGUUAGAAGUCGAUGCAAGCCAGAUGAGAAGAUAUAUGAUGCUUUAAUUAAAGCUGUUGCUGAUUCGGGUAUGGUGAAAGAGGCUAAUGAUUUGCAUCAAAGGUUGAUCGAAUGGAAGAUUCUUAAAACGGAAAUCAUUUGAGGUUGGAGUUUGCCCUUAAAGAUUUGCCAAAUUCAGACCAUGUACAGAUUUUACAUUCCUAUCAGGAAAGCUUGUUAAGAAGUUUUGACAUUGAGACUGCAAGGGGAGACAAUAUCAUUUCAGCAGGAAAUAAAAUUUGAAUAGUUGAAGUCAACAUGAACUUAUCUUUGUCUAAGUUACUUUUAAUGUAAAUCUGAUUUUCAAGUUUGCAGAUUUUAGAUAACUCCAUGAGUGUAGACAAUAUAUUAUGAACCUUUUGUUGGUUUUGGUAGUUAUAAAUUCAUUCCUGUUAAAGUGUUAUAGUAUAGUACCAUAAUAUCAACACACUACCAUCUCACCAA
Messenger RNA from Lotus japonicus, 2337 nucleotides. RefSeq names its product pentatricopeptide repeat-containing protein At1g08610. The transcript is spliced from 3 exons. Bases 269 to 1996 code for a protein of 575 amino acids. The record is from RefSeq and is a predicted model, not a curated record. Gene Ontology annotation, molecular function: protein binding. Lineage: Eukaryota; Viridiplantae; Streptophyta; Magnoliopsida; Fabales; Fabaceae.